Messenger RNA from Spea bombifrons (plains spadefoot toad), 1591 nucleotides. RefSeq names its product transmembrane 7 superfamily member 2 (gene TM7SF2). Gene Ontology annotation, cellular component: endoplasmic reticulum membrane; nuclear inner membrane. Gene Ontology annotation, biological process: sterol biosynthetic process. The record is from RefSeq and is a predicted model, not a curated record. Bases 139 to 1401 code for a protein of 420 amino acids. NCBI's taxonomy places the organism in Eukaryota, Metazoa, Chordata, Amphibia, Anura, Pelobatidae. Gene Ontology annotation, molecular function: oxidoreductase activity, acting on the CH-CH group of donors, NAD or NADP as acceptor. The transcript has 11 exons.
CUCCUGAUUGGUUAUUGGCUAUAGUGACAUUGUAGGAAGAGUCUCUGAGGCGAUUUUUAAAGGGACAAGAACUUGGCACCAGAGCUCGAAGGGCGCUUUAUCAGGUAGAGACUGGUUCCCUGGUUUGGAGAAAUAAAGAUGGCAGAAAAGAUUCGGACGUCACGAACAACUGAACUUGAGUUUGGGGGACCAGUGGGUGCCUUCCUGCUCAUUUUUGUGAUGCCUGGCACAGUUUUCUACCUCCUGCUGACAUGCAGGACGAAAGAAGCCAGUGUGUUGCAGCUACCAGGCCCUCUUCCACCAUUUGAAUCUCUGUGGAACCCAGUUGCUCUGAUGAUUCUGCUGGCCUGGUUUUUUUUGCAGGCUUUAUUAUAUAUCCUGCCCAUGGGGAAGGUUAGUGAAGGAACACCGUUAAGAGAUAAUAGCCGACUGAAAUAUAGAAUCAAUGCCUUUCAUGCUAUGAUGGUCAGUAGCCUGCUGGCAGGGGUGGCACUUGUACUAAAACUGCCUCUGUCCUAUGUCUAUGACCACUUCCUGCAACUGGCUGUUGGUUCUGCAUUCCUGGCCUUGGUCCUUAGCAUCUUCCUCUAUAUGAAGUCACUGACGGCACCAAUGUCUGCUCUGGCUCCAGGUGGAAAUUCAGGUAACCCCUUAUACGAUUUUUUCAUUGGACAUGAACUUAACCCCCGUAUUGGCUCUUUUGACCUGAAGUAUUUCUGUGAGCUUCGUCCUGGACUGAUUGGAUGGUGUUUCAUUAACCUAUGCUUCCUGAUGAAGGAGAUUGAGCUGCAAGGCUCCCCAUCUCUAUCCAUGAUCUUGGUGUGUGGCUUUCAAGCUGUGUAUGUCAUUGACGCUCUGUGGCACGAAGAGGCUAUCCUCACUACAAUGGACAUUGUCCAUGAUGGCUUUGGUUUUAUGUUGGCUUUUGGUGACUUGUGCUGGGUUCCCUUCACCUACUCACUGCAAGGAUAUUUCUUAGUCACUCAUCCUCAGAAACUGGGUGUAACAGCUGCUACUGGCAUUGUGUUAUUAAACACUUUGGGAUACAUCAUUUUCCGUGGCUCUAACUCACAGAAAAAUGCUUUUCGGAGAAAUCCAGCUGACCCACAGGUAGCAGGGCUUGAAACUAUUCCAACAGCUACAGGGAAGAGGCUGCUUGUGUCGGGUUGGUGGGGCCUUGUUCGGCACCCAAAUUAUCUAGGAGAUUUGAUUAUGGCUCUGGCUUGGUCCCUGCCAUGUGGGCUCUCUCACAUCCUGCCUUACUUUUACGUCAUCUAUUUUACCGUCCUCCUCAUUCACCGUGAAGCAAGAGAUGAACACCAAUGUAUGAAGAAGUAUGGCUUGGCCUGGCAGGAAUAUUGUCGGCGGGUACCCUACAGAAUAUUUCCAUACAUCUACUGAUCAUUCAGCUCAUUUGUGUCCUUACCCCCACUCAGAGAACCAGAUCAAUACUUGCUCGGAGAAGUCAACUCAACUGGCUUUAGGAACAAGUUCAUAGAGCUGAUGCCAAUGGCAAACUCAUUUUUUUUAAUUUAACAUAUACAAACCUACUUCCAUUACUAUUAAACAGGAUAUGUCUCUGUUGAAACAA